AUGCCCUACCAUGGGGCUUCCGCUUCGAUAGCUCCUCAGCGCAGGACGUCUCUCUUCAUUCCAAGUCGACCGAAAACGGCUUAUGAGGGCUCAACAGGGGUUGAGGAAUCUCUCCGAAGGCCUGCCACUCGGAGGUCUUUCAUGAUGACCUCGGCGACCCACGAUGUGCUGGAUUGGGGUUCUUUCAAUCGGAAUCAAGAGGAAGCUGGCGAAGGAAACAAUAGUCCUGAGUUUAUCGAUCCGUUUGCAAAGUUCUCUGGAGAACCUCAUACUCUCGAGCCCUCACGGCCGCGACGAUACUCGACUUUUACUCAGUCCGUUAAGCACAGCAUCUCCGAGAUCCGUUCUCUCACGAGACGAAUGUCGCUUACAGUUCGGGGGAGGAGUUCUAAGCAAAAGGAGGAAGUGGCAGAGAAUAAGGGACCACAAGUGUUGCCACUGAAGCCAGGCGUGGGCAUGAUGGAUUUGGUCGAGGCCAUUCCCACCAGACCAAGGUCUCGUGGACGCUUGUUGCGAAACCCUAGUGCUCGGAGGAGACCCUCUCUGCCGUUAUUGAACCUCUACACUUCCCCCGAGCUUCAAGCAGACCUGGAAAACCCAAUAUCUGUGCGAUUCCGAGGACCGCCCGUCCUGUCGGAUCUAGUGCACGGAGGCGCAGAAGCUCGUGCUUCAGCUGCAGCUCAGAACGAGUUGUUCCAUGCCACGAGGACCCCCCCUCUACCUCCAUAUGAGCCUCCUGAGUCAGAACUUGAAAAGCCUGAGCCCGACGCAGAAAGUGGGAUUGGUAUUGUGUUGGACAGCCGCGCCCGGCGCGGGUCUUCGCCCGCAAAUGUCCAUGUCAUUUGCAGAGACCCUGCCUCUGUUCUUGCGACGGAGUUGGUGGAAUCGAUCCUCUCAUUCCUUGAUGUGGAGUCGCUUGUCCAGGCUUCACUCGUUUCCCACAAAUGGCACGACCUUUGUCAGUCACAAGCUGUCUGGAGGGGAGUCUUUCUGCAAGAGUAUGGGCCCAAAAACGAGUUGCCAGGCGCUGGCGUACGUCUUGCCGGAAUCGGUAAAAACAAGCCCGGGCAAGAUUACAGGAAGCUCCUCGAGGUGCGGACUCUGAUUGACAAGCGGUGGCGCAACGGAGAAGCCGCCGCAAUCUAUUUGAACGGCCAUAAAGACAGUGUUUAUUGCGCGCAAUUCGAUGAACAGAAGAUCAUCACCGGGUCGCGCGAUAACACGAUUCGUGUAUGGGAUGCCCAUACCUACCAGUGUAUCCGCAAAUUAGGGCCUCCAAACAAUCCCCGAGAACGACAGUCGGUCCAGAGCCCCCCAGCGGAACCAGAAGGGGUCGUUCCGUUCUUCAAAGCUUACGUUUCCUCACCGGCGCCACCCUCACCGGAGAUUCCCAUGUACCACCAGGCAUCGGUGCUAUGCCUGCAGUACGACGACGAGAUCCUUGUGACAGGGUCUUCGGAUUUCUCCUGCCUAGUGUGGUCGAUCAAGGAGGACUAUAAACCGAUGUUCCGACUGAUCGGCCACCACGCUGGGGUCCUUGAUGUUUGUAUUGACAAGGAGCGGAUUGUGACUUGCUCCAAGGACACUACGAUCAAAAUCUGGGAGCGUUCGACUGGUAAACUGGUCAAAACGCUUCUCGGACAUCGUGGGCCUGUCAAUGCCGUCCAAGUCCGAGGGAAUUUUUUGGCUAGCGCUAGCGGCGACGGCAUGUCCAAGUUGUGGCGUCUGGAAGACGGGGUCUGCAUCAAGGAGUUCCAGUCUAAAGAUCGAGGCCUUGCUUGCGUGGAAUUCUCAGAGAAUGGUCGAACGAUCUUUGCGGGCGGCAAUGACCGGGUCAUCUACGAGUACGACACAGUCACUGGCCAACGGAUCCGCGAGAUGAAAGGGCACAAAGAUCUGGUGCGGUCGCUCCAUCUCGACUCGGCCAACUCGCGCAUCAUCAGCGGCAGCUACGACCAUUCGAUCAAGGUGUGGGAUGCAGAGAAGGGUGAGUCGGCCGAGGACGGCGGGCUCAAGAUCAAUUUUGAGGGGUGGUCGUCAAGUUGGAUACUGGCGGCGAAGAGCGAUUACCGCAAGAUUGUCUGCACGAGCCAAGAUGCACGGGUGGUUAUCAUUGACUUUGGGUACGGCAUUGACGGAGUUGAAUUGGUCGAGUCAUGA
Molecule: messenger RNA, 2160 nt
Organism: Fonsecaea nubica
Lineage: Eukaryota; Fungi; Ascomycota; Eurotiomycetes; Chaetothyriales; Herpotrichiellaceae
Exons: 1
Coding region: 1-2160 (719 amino acids)
Molecular function (GO): protein binding
Source: RefSeq, a predicted model, not a curated record